Messenger RNA from Vitrella brassicaformis, 1664 nucleotides. NCBI's taxonomy places the organism in Eukaryota, Vitrellaceae. The record is from the annotation of a GenBank genome assembly.
CGUGUUUGCUUGUAUUUGUAUUUCCCUGACUCAUCCGCGAGAAGGAGGGUGGCUCAGAGGCCGUCCGACAUUGCGGACCGGGCUGGCGAGGGGCUCACCUCAUCGCCGCAGCCGUUGACCGCACGAACGGAAAGAAGCUGAGAUGACGGGCCAACGUGAAGCCGCCGAUGUCAACAACAGCGCCUCCAAGGGUGGAAUUUUGGAAUGGCUCUGGCCGCCGCACUAUGACCAGGCGAUCACGUAAGUUCACCCGACUCUUGGAUGAUUACCUUCAAGUGUCUGUCUGUCUGUGUGUUUCCUCAUGCAGCGGGUCGGUGUUCGAGUAUUGGGGGUGUGCCCCGGUGAGUACGCUUGUCACUAGGAUCCUGUUCGCCAUCUGUAAGACAGACACAAGCAAUGCAACAAACACAGCAGGCCUGCAGUGGUCAGGCAGCCGAACGAUCCCCUUCUCUCUUUUUGCAGAUUUCGUCGUGUGGUUUGCCCUUGGUUUUGAGGUCAGUCCACAAAGACGGAGAGGGCUCGUCAUACGGGAGGGAGGUACCGGUCUAUUGCUUGGUGAUUGUGUGGCCUCAGAGAAAUCUCACGGGCGAGUAUUUUGCAUUUUUGACGAUUUGGGGCUUCAUUAUUAGCGGUGACCAUGAGACAUCUGAUGUUUGACGGAGACACAACAUGGCUUGACACCAGUGGCCUUGCGUUAUUGCUGCAGGCGGUUAUGCGAUUGCGUCUGUCGUCUUGAGCUCCUACCAAUUGCAAGGCGACAAGGACGCUGGCGGGCGUCCCCUGCGCCGAUGGACAUGUGUCCUGUUUGAGAUUGCCCUUCCCUUCGAGGCCGUGAUCACCAUACUGUUUUGGACCCUCCUCUGGCUCCCAAGGCACGUGUCAUCACACAAUACACUGUGACCUGCCUGCCUGUGUCGCUUCUUUUCUCCUUUGCAGAUACCUGGAUGGUGACGAGAACUUUGACUACGACUUCGCCGUGACUGUGCAGCUUCACGGAGGCGGGCUCCUGCUGCUGGUCAUCGAGUUUGUGCUGAACCGCAUCCCCUUCUUCAAUCGCCAUCUGCUGGUGUCUCUAAUCGUUGGCUGCCUGUAUAUCCCUGUGAAUGCCGGUCAGAGACACAUGAGAUCAGUGCACUGACAAUUCUCAGCUGAGUCGGAUGCGACUCCGAGUGUGUGUGGCAUGUGCCAUGCAGCCGUGACCUUGAUUCGAGAUGACCCCAUCUACGACAUCAUUGAUUGGAUGACCCCGCUGUCCGCCGUCUUUGCGCUGGGGUCUCUCGCUGGUGCGCACCGCCAGCAGUGCUCUCCCGUGGACCCAUUGGCAUUGUGAGAUUGCGUGUUCUCUGUCCUCCAGGCUUGGCGAUAUUCCACUAUUUCUUCAUGUGUCUCCGGCGUCAUGCCAUGUCGUCCGACAAGCCGGCAGAGGUACCAGCAGGACAUGGGGUGUGAGCCGCCUUGCCUGGUCGGUGCAUCCUCAUGAAGGCGCGUGACGGGCUGAUGAGUCCAUAUGUAAGCUGCCGACUGUGUGUAUGACGUCUGGAAGAGACAUUAGUGUUCGCGCUAUGGGACCAAGCUGUUAGGCUUGUGUUCCAUCCUGAGAUGGUUGAACGGUGGAUGUCUGAGUGUGGGGGCGUGUGUGUGUGUGGGGGGGGGGGGGGGGGGGG